Lactuca virosa is the source of this 309-nucleotide messenger RNA. NCBI's taxonomy places the organism in Eukaryota, Viridiplantae, Streptophyta, Magnoliopsida, Asterales, Asteraceae. The record is from the annotation of a GenBank genome assembly.
AUGGUAAAAGCAGAUUUAUAUUCUGUCGAUCUGUUCUUACCUUAUCUGUUCUUAUCUGUUCUUACCUGUUUCCGGCGUCGAGAAAAAAAUGACCAUUACGUCCCUGUGUGCUUACCAGAACUUCCCGAUUCCGUCUCUCCCAACUAUGGAAUCGUCCAAUCCGCCGUCAUGAAGCUUGCAGAGCAUCUAAAGUGCAAGAAGAGGGUUGUAGAUGGUGGAAGAAAGAGCUCCGGCAGCAGCAGUAGGGUAGGGAUGUCGGUUUCCAGUGGGGAAGAAGGUGGUGGCAGUGGUGGUGCUAUGGUGGAGUAA